Molecule: messenger RNA, 1631 nt
Organism: Cynocephalus volans (Philippine flying lemur)
Lineage: Eukaryota; Metazoa; Chordata; Mammalia; Dermoptera; Cynocephalidae
Product: saoe class I histocompatibility antigen, A alpha chain-like
Exons: 8
Coding region: 1-1092 (363 amino acids)
Biological process (GO): antigen processing and presentation of endogenous peptide antigen via MHC class I via ER pathway, TAP-independent; positive regulation of T cell mediated cytotoxicity; antigen processing and presentation of endogenous peptide antigen via MHC class Ib
Cellular component (GO): external side of plasma membrane
Molecular function (GO): signaling receptor binding; peptide antigen binding
Source: RefSeq, a predicted model, not a curated record
AUGGCGCCCCGAGCCCUCAUCCUGCUGCUCUCGGGGGCCCUGGUCCUGACCGAGACCCGGGCGGGCUCCCACUCCCUGCGGUAUUUCUACACCGCCGUGUCCCGGCCCGGCCGCGGGGAGCCCCGCUUCAUCGUCGUCGGUUACGUGGACGACACGCAGUUCGUGCGGUUCGACGGCGACGCCGCGAGUCCGAGGAUGGAGCCGCGGGCGCCGUGGGUGGAGCAGGAGGGGCCGGAGUACUGGGAACAGAACACACGGAACGUCAAGGACACCGCACAGAAUUUCCGAGUGUGCCUGAACAACGUGCGUGGCUACUACAACCAGAGCGAGGCCGGGUCUCACACUUUCCAGAGGAUGUACGGCUGCGACGUGGGACCGGGCGGGCGCCUCCUCCGCGGGUACCUUCAAUACGCCUACGACGGCGCCGAUUACAUCGCCCUGAACGAGGACCUGCGCUCCUGGACCGCGGCGGACGCGGCGUCUCAGAUCACCCAGCGCAAGUGGGAGGCGGCCGGUUGGGCGGAGCAACAGAGGGCCUACCUAGAAGGAGAGUGCGUGGAGUCGCUCCGCAGACACCUGGAGAACGGGAAGGAGAAGCUGCAGCGCGCAGACCCGCCAAAGACACACGUGACCCACCACCCCGUCUCUGACCAUGAGGCCACCCUGAAGUGCUGGGCUCUGGGCUUCUACCCUGCAGAGAUCACCAUAACCUGGCAGCGUGAUGGGGAGGAUCAGACCCAGGACACGGAGCUUGUGGAGACCAGGCCUGCAGGGGAUGGAACCUUCCAGAAGUGGGCGGCUGUGGUGGUGCCUUCUGGGGAGGAGCUGAGAUACACGUGCCAUGUGCAGCAUGUGGGGCUGCCUGAUGCCCUCACCCUGAGGUGGGAGCCGCCUCCUCAGCCCAUCAUCCCCACUGUGGCCAUUGUUGCUGUCCUGGUUAUCCUUGGAGUUGUGGUCGCUGGAGCUGUGGUUGUAUGUGUUGUGAUGUGGAGGAAGAAAAGCUCAGGUGUAAAAGGAGGGAGUUAUGCUCAGGCUGCUAGCAGUGACAGUGCCCAGGGGUCUGAUGUGUCUCUCACAGCUUGUAAUGCAUGAGACAGCUGCCUUGCGUGGGACUGAGUGAUGCUAGAUGCUAGAUCCCCUUUAUGACUUAAGACGCUUCUUUCUGCAAAUGGCAUCUGAAUGUGUCUGCACUCCUAGUAGUAUAAUGUGAGAUGUGGAGGACCAGCCCACCCCUAUCCACCAAGACCUCUUCUCACCCUGACCUGUGUUCCUUUUCCAAUCAACUUGCCUCUAAGCAUAAGCGGGGCUGGGAGGUCUCCACCCCUGUCUUAACUUCAUGGUGCACUGAGGGGCAACUUUUUACUUCUCUCAUGAAAAUAAGAAUCUGAAUAUGUUUGUUUUUUCAAAUUCUUGCUGUGAGGGGUUGACAGAUUAAUUGAAGGGAAGGAAGAUUUGUAAAAUUUGAGAGUGGAAAUAAAUGGAAACAAUGAAAACUUUCUAGAAUCCGUGUUUGCUGUGCUACGUCUGUUGCAGGUGGGGACAGGGGAAGACUGUGAUGAUCUGAACAUGUAUGGGGCCUGUGCCCAGUCUGUGCUCAAUCUGUCGUGGGCUUUGACAUAGUCAUUCCUUAG